UUUAAUUGUUGAUGUAAUGAUUUUCCAUACGGUAGUGGAUUACAUGUCACACUAUUAAAAACAGACCUCUACUACUAGUACGCACACGGUACGCACACGAACACUAUUAGUCUGUAAAUAAAGACCCCUUUAAAAAAAAAGCCCCAAUCUGUGCCGCAUAAAAAAAUAACGCGGCCCGGAGCAUGACUCGAUAGAAUACCACCAGCCAGCACUGCAUUGCAUUUGACCAUACCUACGUCUCAGGACUUUAGUUUAGACCUCCUUUGAUUUAUAAACGGAGCUGUGGAGCUGAAGUGAAGACAUUCUUGGACUUAAAGAAACCAGGCUUCACUGAUAAGUAGGAGCACUAACAGUAAUACAGACCUCAUUUUUCAAGAGUCGAUAUGCUCAUCAACCACUCAGUAUCAGAUGAUAAUAGAACAAGUGGAGGAUCACCAUGAAGGUAACUCUAAGUGGGACUGUGAUCGUGGCCUGCAACCUCCUAGCCCAAGGAAUGACCCAUGGGUUGUCCACCUCCAUGGGAGUCUUCUACGGAGAAUGGAAGAGAGACUUUCAGGAACAAGCAGCCUUGAUCAGCUGGCUCGCUACCUCCGUGUUAACUGUCCUUCUUGGAACAUCUCCCCUGGCUGGCGCACUUGUGAGGCAUUUUGGUGUUCGUUGUGUGAUGAUCGCCGGUGCCAUCCUCUCUGCAUCUGGCUUCUUGGCUGCUUCAUAUGCUCCCAACAUUACAGUACUCUUCAUUACUAUUCCUUUCAUGUCUGGUUUUGGUAGCAGCAUGGCAUUUUCUGGUUGUUUGGUCUGCAUUGCUCAAAACUUCAAGAGGCACUUUACCCUCUUGAAUGGGGUAGCGUCAUCUGGCUGUGGAGUCGGUAUGGUGGUAUGGCCACUCAUCUUUCAGGUUCUGGUAGACCACUACACCUGGAGGGGUGCGCUGAUGAUCGUAGGGGGCUUACAGCUUCAUCUUAUCCCACUGGCACUCAUUAUGACAAGACAUUCCAAGACGGAAAAACAACUUGAACAAGGGCAUAUGAAGCUGACAAAAAGUGAGCAGAUCGGUUUGAGACAGCUUGUGACGGAGACAGAGCUUAAUCACAAUAGUGUAGUGACCUAUGCCGUUGAUGCGUCUACCCCCUUUGAUAGCGGCUCCGAUGACGGCAUCGUAAUAGCAUGUGGGGAAAAGCGGAAACAGAAUGGCGAAAGUCAAGUGGUAGAUUUUAAAGUAUUAGAUGAACCUGAUGAGGAGAUUUUAGAGGAGUAUGAUGAAAUCAAUGGCGUUGAGCCAAAUGCAUCAACUCAGCGUCUUACCAUGGUGCGUAGGAUGAGGAGUCAUGCCUCGAUGGUCGGCAAGGGUGUAAAGACAUCAUGUGUGCAAUCGACAGGUUUAUCACUCAUAUGGGAGAAUCGCGUAUUUGCAUGUUACCUACCAAUCGCACUGAUGGGAGGUGUCGUGUAUGGGACCUAUUUGGCUCAUGCUGUAACCUGCGCUGUACUGAAAGGCAUUCCAAGAAUUGAGGCAGCAUUUUUAGUCUCUGUUGUUGGAUUAACGAACAUGAUUGCUCGAGCAACUCACGGCCUACUCCUUAACACAGGUCACAUACAUCAGAUAUUUUUGUCAGCUUUUGCAUAUGCCCUUGGUGCGGUAGCUGUGUUUGUUGCUCCAGCCACCGAGAGCUAUGCUGUCAUGGUAGCUUGUGCGUCAGGUGUGGGCAUUGCAUCCGGCAUUUACAUACCUCUUCAGACGGUCAUAGUUCGACACGUGGUUCCUUUGCACCGGUUUCCAGGUGGGAUCGGCAUGGUGCUCUUAUCGGUAUGCAUCGGGAUCAUGACAAGUUCUAUUCUCUCAGGGUAUAUUUUAGACCAGACCAAUAGCUAUCAGAUGGCUUUCCUCUUUGCUGGCUGUGUUGGACUGAUACCGUGUAUUCUACUAAUCAUCAAUCACAUCAUAUGGAAUUACUGCAUCAUAGAUGAGCGUUGGCCACCCAAGGUUUAAUAAUCACAUGGUGCAGAAGAAAGAAAGAAUGAAUGAAUGAAUGAGACAAGAUGGAAGUUUGACCUGCCGAAUACUGAGUCUGAAAUAACUUCAGAUGGAAGCUGUGGUAAAUGCAUGUUGAAUAAACAUGUAAGCAUAUCCAAUGUGUUAACUAUUCUAGGACACCUACCCCCUGGACAUCCACCCCUGGAUAACCACCCCCAGUCAACUACCCCCUAGGACAACUACCCACU
Messenger RNA from Strongylocentrotus purpuratus (purple sea urchin), 2223 nucleotides. Its product is annotated as monocarboxylate transporter 6. Gene Ontology annotation, molecular function: monocarboxylic acid transmembrane transporter activity. Gene Ontology annotation, biological process: monocarboxylic acid transport; transmembrane transport. The record is from RefSeq and is a predicted model, not a curated record. The transcript is spliced from 5 exons. Lineage: Eukaryota; Metazoa; Echinodermata; Echinoidea; Camarodonta; Strongylocentrotidae. Bases 437 to 1990 code for a protein of 517 amino acids.